AUGAUGUAUCCUGUCUCUCUCCUUGGUUCCGCUCUACUCACUACCAGCCUGGCUCGAGCAAAUCCGUACGCACGCAGUGGUGUUACAAAAUCAGUCCUUCCUUUCCAAGUCAUCAAUAGCACAUCCACGGCUGAAGUGAUUUCAGUCAAGGGCGGACUUGACCUGCCAAAGUUGACUCCUGGUGUUAACGAUACCACCUUUGACUGGUGGUACUUCGAUGCCGUUUCGACUGGCAAGAACGAGUCGGUCACCCUCGUCUUUUAUAACUUUGGUCAGACCACUCUGGCUGUCCCGUAUCUGGAUGGCCCAUUACUUGUACAGGUAACUGGUACAUACGAAAAUGGAACCGCAUUCUCCAAGGCCAUUGCUGCGAGCGGGAAUGCGAAUUUUGAAUCCAGUGACAGGGGCAUCGCCUCCGAAUGGAUAGGAUCUGGCGGCUCCUACUCUUUCACCGGGAGCAGCCUGGACAUUACCAACCCCUCAUACACUAUUUCCAUCGACGAUCCGGAAUCCGGAAUCUCCGGAUCAUUGAAGCUACAGUCGAUUUCACCUUCCCGUUAUCCUUGCGACCUCAACAUACCCGGAGUUACGCAAGAGAUAAUCCCGGACAUAUACUGGUCCAACGCCGUUCCAGAUGCGGACGCGAUCGCAGAGUUUACUAUCGACGGAGAGCCCCUUCAGUUUCAAGGCUACGGCUACCAUGACAAGAACUGGGGAGUGAAGCCUCUGGAAGAGACACUGAAUACUUGGUACUGGGGCCAUGCCCGCGUCGGUCCAUACUCUUUAGUCUGGCUCGACGCCCUUGCCAAGGACGGCAAGGAGCACUUCUCGUCUUGGAUCACCAAAGAUGGUGAUGUUGUGUCGAAGAGCUGCGAGGAACAAUCCAUCGUCGUCCGGCCCUGGGGCGACAAUAGCGCGUACCCCCCUACGACUAACCUGUCAGCCCCAUCUGGUUAUAACAUCCGCUACGAGCUGGGCGAUGGCAAGGCCUUUGUUGCUAACUUCACCGUCGAGGCCGUCACAAUGUCCAUUGGUAUAUACCAGAGGCUCGUUGGACCCAUCGUUGGCGGGAUCGAAGGCGAGGAACAGUACGAAGGAAGAUCAUUGUGCGAGCAAUUUCAGUACUAG
Messenger RNA from Diaporthe amygdali, 1128 nucleotides. Its product is annotated as hydroxyneuurosporene synthase domain-containing protein. Lineage: Eukaryota; Fungi; Ascomycota; Sordariomycetes; Diaporthales; Diaporthaceae. The record is from RefSeq and is a predicted model, not a curated record. Bases 1 to 1128 code for a protein of 375 amino acids. The transcript is spliced from 3 exons.